AUGCUGAGAAAUCUUGGCAUACGUGUCACAAGACCAGCGUUCUUCAUGGAUAUGAAGGAAGAAUUUUGCAAUGAAAACAAUCAUAAUUUCGAAAAGUCGCUGCUAAUUCAGCCGCCGUUUAUGAAAGACGAUUCGAAUUGUUCACUGCCAGACUCGGUCAACUACUCAAUGAAUGAUUUGGGGUUCAACACUCAGAAUGAUGAGAUAUCGCAACGAUAUGACGCCAUUGCAAAGAAUAGUCAUUUGACUAUUCCUAUUUCGUUGGCGGUGGACGGGUUUCGACCAGUUAACCAUAAUAGAAACGAAAUAACACCAAUAUACGUUCGUUUAGAAGGAGUUGGAAGAAAAUCAAAAGAAAAGGUCGAUUCUGUUAUUCUUGCAGCCUUAAUAACAGGACCAAACAGCUUAAAUCACACGAAUUGUGAUAUUAUCAUGAGCAGGCUAAUAAAUGAACUUGAUGAGAUUCGAUUUGAACCCAUUCGUAUUGACAAUAAUAAUGAAAUCUACUACAUCGAUUUUCAACCAGCUAAAAUGUAUUGCGAUUUGAAAGCUGCUCGUUUGAUGUAUACACUUCCGAAUUGGCAGAAGCUCGAAGGAUGUGCAUUAUGCACAAUUACAGAAUCGAUUUUCAACGCAAAGCUACCACCGGGAAUUAAUUGUGAGAUGGCAGAUAUCCGAAAACUCUCUUCAGCCACAGGAGCUCAGAUUAGACAGACAUCAAGGAUUCUCUUCAAUAUAUUGUCGCUGUUACCCGUUUACACCGUCGACACCCGCAUUUUCUUUUCUGCAUUUAUCAAUUACGUCGAACUCUGUUUGGAGGCCAAAACGGAGAUUGACUUACAAAAUAUGGAUGAUCUCAGCUCUUUCCUUAAAACAGCAAUGGGAACUCUAAAUAAGGAGAAAUAUACGCUUAAAAUGCAUGUAGGUUACAUUCAUACCGGAAGGUCUCGAGUGGUAUUUCAUCAAGAUCUCUUAUCCUCAAACAGCUGGAGAAAUAACAACAAGAGCACUGUAAUUUGCUACGAAUCGGAAUUCGGAAUCGAAUAUGGAACAUUAGAAGCUGUAGCACAAACAUCAGAUCGAAUCAUGCUACUCGUACUGGAAUAUGAGACGAUAAAUGUGGCUGAGAACCUGUACAAUGAUGCUGUGAAUUCGAACUCUAGAAAUGAGGAUGUUGCUCUGCUAUUGAAAAACGAAUCUUCGUGAAUGAUACCAUCUACUCAGGAGUUUGACUACCCAGAAGAGUAUCUGUAUGACGAGUCGAUUGACCAACCACAAAGAUCUAACGUCUCGCAAACGCCGCAACGAUCACAUCAUACAGCGGCUCAUCCUUACUCACCAAUGAUACGAGCAACCAAUCCAGUUCAACGAUAUCGGGCGCACAAUCAGUCUGUUCCAGAAAGGCAGCCACAACAAAACCAUCAGAUGGUCGGCCGUCAACCCGCACAAGCUCAUUCAUUUGGUCAACUGGACAGUCGCCGCCUGCACAAGCUCAUUCAUUCGGUCAGCUGGUCGACCGUCAACCCGCGCAAGCUCAUUCAUUUAGUCAACUGGUCAGUCGCCCGCCCGCACAAGCUUAUUCAUUUGGUCAGUUAUUCCAUCCAAUAA
Molecule: messenger RNA, 1608 nt
Organism: Caenorhabditis bovis
Lineage: Eukaryota; Metazoa; Nematoda; Chromadorea; Rhabditida; Rhabditidae
Source: the annotation of a GenBank genome assembly